AUGGAGUCUGGAGAGGAGGCAAUAACCAACCUGCAGCGGCUCGAACUGGAGCACGCGCAGCGUGAUGCCGGCACCAUCGCCGACUACCAGAACUCGAAAGCCCUGACGACGGAUCAAUCCAAAUUCAAUACCAGGUAUCUGCUAAGGCUUGUGUCGGCGGUGGCUGGGAUCUCUCUUGGUACCGUGGCAGCAUAUUGGGGGUUUAGUCCCCCUGCUGCUGUCCUUACCUAUAUCAGUGAAGACCUUGGUAAUGCUGAAAACGCCAGCCUAUUUAGUAUCGUUUGGACUGCAGCUUGUGCUGUCUCCAUUAUCUUGUUUGGCAGGCUCUCCGAUAAAUUUGGACGCCGGUACUUCAUGAUCGGAGCUUCUGUGAUAGGCGUUGUUGGAGGUAUCAUCGCCUGCACGGCCAAAACAAUGAACGUCCUCAUCGGAGCAAAUGUGUUGCUGGGUCUCUCGGGCGGUGUCCACACCUGCUACGGCCUGACAGUAGGGGAAAUCUGUCCCAACAGGUACAAAUUUCUGGGUAUCACCUUUUGCGUCAUCCCCAGCAUCUUGACAACAGGCUUUGGGGCCUAUAUCUCCUUGCGACUUGUCAACACUGGCGCUGGCUGGCGGUGGUGCUAUUACACCUACCUGAUGAUGAUGGGAGCCGCGGCCGGUUUGCAGAUCUUCUUCUACCACCCCCCGACCUUCCAGCAACUUCACGGCGGGAAACGUACAAUCACGGAGGAAGUAAAGCGGAUUGACUUUGUUGGCAUUUUCUUGAUGACUGCAGGGCUUUCCAUGUUUCUGCUAGGCGUUUCUUGGGGCGGUUCUCCUCUCCCUUGGACCUCAGCUCGGAUUCUCAGUCUCCUUAUCGUCGGAGGAGUCACAUUGGUCGUAUUUGUCUUUUACGAAAUAUACUCUGGAGUUGCCAAUCCCCUCAUCCCCAUGUAUUUUUUCAAGGACCUACGUGGAUUUACGUGCUUGGUCAUUAUCUGUGGUAUCUCUGGAAUAUCCUAUGUCGCUCCAAGUAUCAUUUGGCCCACACAAGUAGCUGAAAUCUACGGCUUGAAUGCGACCGGCUGGCAGGAAAAUGCGUGGUUGUCGACCACCAUUGCUUUUGGCAUCAUUGGAGGCAUUUAUCUGUGGGGUCCCAUGAUUGCAAUUGUCAAACAUGUCAAGUGGCAGACAGUGGUGCUGGCCGCCAUGGUAAUGGCCUUUUCCGGGGCAUUGGCUUCAAGCAAUCAGUACAAUCGAGGACAGAGUGCGGCGUUCUCGUUCCUAACAACGCUUCCCGGCGGUAUCCUCGAGCUGAUUCCGGUCUCCCUCGUCCAAAUGGAAGCCAAUGAUGCCGAUCUUGGGACCGUCUUUGCAAUUCUUUUCUUGGCCAGAACGACGUUGGGCUCCAUUUUUGCGACAAUAUACCUUGCCAUCUUGAACAACAAACUGCCGGCGGAGAUUGCGUCGAAGGUGCCGGCAGCUGCUCUUGCGGCGGGUCUCCCAAAGUCAUCACUUGCUGACUUGCUCAAGGCCGCUGCGGCCGGCACCGUGGCAGCUUUCAGCGCUGUUCCAGGAAUGACACCCGAGAUUCAGCAAGCGGCUAUCGACGCUCUUCUCCACGCCCGCUCAGUUUCCUAUUCAUACAUUUAUUACGCCUCGAUUCCAGUCAACUUCUGCGGUGUUGCUGCUGCUUUGUGCCUGCGCGACUAUGAUCAUUUACUGAACAGUCACGUUCCUCGUCAAAUCUAUAGCCAUGGACAGGGCGCGGACGCCACUAAGAAGCAUGAGGAUGAGGUGGAACAAUCUCGGAUCGAGAGAGUCGAUAACAUUGAGAAUGAGAAGAAGACCUGGGGACAAGUUGAAUGUACCAGUUCUGAAUGA
Molecule: messenger RNA, 1863 nt
Organism: Cladophialophora psammophila CBS 110553
Lineage: Eukaryota; Fungi; Ascomycota; Eurotiomycetes; Chaetothyriales; Herpotrichiellaceae
Exons: 5
Coding region: 1-1863 (620 amino acids)
Biological process (GO): transmembrane transport
Molecular function (GO): transmembrane transporter activity
Source: RefSeq, a predicted model, not a curated record